UCGGGCGCACUCUGCCAGAUACAUUGCCGACGUAAUAUCUCUCGCGGGGUUAUCGAGAAGUACGAAUGAAAACUAAAAUUGCAAAACGGUUAUCCGAAAGUGGCGAAGAAUUUCUCCGAAAUUCGCCGAGGUUUCAUCGCAACAACCUUCAGAAGCGCGCUCGGGCUCCGUGAUUGAUUUGCUACUGGUGCAACCAGACGAAGCCUGUUUUGAACGCUAACGUGUUCAGGUCUGGAUUGGUCCGUCGGAUGUGCGUUUUAGGCAUUGACCUACAAUCUCCCCAAACCGCCGUGGUCUGGGGGAAAAGGCAACAGCUGUGUGUCGCCACGGCAAUUUGUCGGGCUAUUCUGACUAAGCGCGUUACAUUGUAGCGCCCAUUUAGUAUUAUACACGUCAGUGUGAUGGGCAGUGACGGUUAGCGCGUUUACGAGCGUAGCUGCGUAGUAGCGGGCUGAUCACGACAGGCGAGCGAACACUCAAAAUGGCAGCUGACAAAAACACUGACGACACGCCGGACCCCGGCGGCAAAUUGGACCCGGCGGAGGAGAGGUCGCAAUAUUUCAAGAAGCUGGAGAAGUGGCUCCACGAGGUGUACACUUGGCAGAGCGUCGCCGCGAUGUUCCCUUAUUACAUGAUAUCGGGCCACGUUGUGAAUCCGAUUGCCGCUUCAACACCCUUUCAACCGAAUCAAGUGCCCACAGCGCCGACCAGGCCGAUAAUCGAGAAUGCGGAUAGACAAAAUGAGACCUUAAGGCGGAGGAGACCUCAAGCGACAGGACCCUUCCAACCGCCAGGAACCGAAGGUUACGAGUAUCGCAUCCCUCCGAUAUGGAAAAGGUUCGCCGCGGAAUUCAUAGAUUCAACGAUGUUGUUUCUCCUCAAGUUCUCCAUUUCGUUUAUCGCGUUCGAUAUCUUCUACAUUAUAGAUAUCGACGACCUAGAUGUAUUGCAAACGGAUUUGCGUAUCGAUUAUAAAAUGGCAUUGGAGAUGACUUAUGGGAUCCUCCUGUUGGAAGUGAUCCAUCGUGUAAUAGUCUGUAUAUUUGAGGCUUUCUGGCUUCAGCACGGUAUGUACGGCUAUAUCGGAGGUGCUACUCCCGGCAAGUACAUGAUGGGUUUGCGGGUGGUCCAGUGUCGAAGCAUAACCCCCGUGGAGCGACCUAACGAGCCGGACGUGGUUCUGGUCACACCCGGGACCGACCUGGGCCUGCCGUUGGCCCUGGGUCGAUCGGUGGUGAAAAACUUCGUGCUGGCGUUCCUGUUCCCCAUCUGCUUCUCGCUGUUCUUCUUCAGGUUCAACAGGACCGGCUAUGAUCUGAUAUGUAAUUCCAUCGUCGUGGAAGACGCCUACAGGAACGUGAACAACAACAGGUUGCAACAACAGCAGUAGCCCUGCUGACGAAGGGGGCUGCUGUGCUGCUGCUACACGCGGAAUUCUGUGAUGUGUACACUGAGAAAUCCCACUGAAAUUACAGUCAUUUUCGGCCUCCAACUAUACCCUCUUCUGAUUUUAACCCAAAAAUAGUAGUUAGCAAUAUGCGCAUGUAAGAGGUUAUUAUACUGCUGACACUAUAGUCCACACUUAUUAGAGAAACAGUCAUCCUGACUAUAAUUCAUUUACUUGUGCGAUUACAGUUACAAAUACCAAAAUUUUUUUUCUCAGUGUAUAUAACGGGUGGCUGUGUUUGUACCUAGGUAUGUGUGCGAGUCCAUUAAACGUGUGCGUGACGUGUAUAUACGUGUAAAAAAGGGAAAAAGGAAAAAAAAAAUAAAUAUUAUUACAACCAGGUACUGUUA
Molecule: messenger RNA, 1797 nt
Organism: Dinoponera quadriceps
Lineage: Eukaryota; Metazoa; Arthropoda; Insecta; Hymenoptera; Formicidae
Product: protein FAM8A1
Exons: 6
Coding region: 482-1390 (302 amino acids)
Source: RefSeq, a predicted model, not a curated record